AUGCAUAGAUCUGGUGCAACGAUGGCUUGGAACGUGUUCAAGUUCUGCACAGCUUUGCGAGGACUUGGUUCGAUUAUGAUUCUGUUGGUUCUUGGUGUUGUUGGGGUUACUUAUUAUGCUGUUGUUAUUACCAAUUAUGUUCCUGCUAUGUAUAAUGGAGGGUUUGAUUUUCUUAUUGCAAUCUUGGUCUUGAUCUUGUUUCAUAGUUUGUUGGUUAUGCUAUUGUGGAGUUAUUUUUCCGUUGUUUUUAUCGAUCCGGGAAGUGUACCUCCAAACUGGAGGCCUACAAUUGAUGAGGAGAUAGGAGAGGAAGAUCCAUUAGUUGGUACAGAAUUCAUGAACACGCUGUCUGAUCCGUCCAAUCAAAGGAUCCGGUACUGCAGGAAGUGCAACCAGCUCAAGCCGCCUCGAUGUCAUCAUUGUUCAGUUUGUGGACGAUGUGUACUGAAGAUGGACCACCAUUGUGUGUGGGUAGUUAACUGUGUCGGGGCUCUAAAUUACAAAUAUUUCCUUCUUUUCUUGUUCUACACUUUCCUCGAGACAAGUCUAGUGACUGCAUCCUUACUGCCACAUUUCAUAGCAUUCUUUAGUGAUGGAGAAAUUCCCGGAACACCUGGCUCUCUUGCUACAACUUUUCUUGCGUUUGUUUUGAACUUGGCUUUCGCAUUGAGUGUGUUGGGAUUUCUCAUCUUGCACAUAUCAUUGGUGGCUGCUAAUACAACCACUAUUGAGGCAUAUGAGAAGAAAACUACUCCAAAAUGGCGUUACGACCUUGGCCGUCGAAAAAAUUUUGAGCAGGUUUUUGGGAUGGACAAGAAAUACUGGUUCAUUCCUGCUUAUUCAGAAGAAGAUAUACGAAGGAUGCCGGCUCUACAAGGUCUCGAGUAUCCAUCAAAACCUGACUUUGAUUCCCAAUAG
Lathyrus sativus (Indian pea) is the source of this 918-nucleotide messenger RNA. NCBI's taxonomy places the organism in Eukaryota, Viridiplantae, Streptophyta, Magnoliopsida, Fabales, Fabaceae. The record is from the annotation of a GenBank genome assembly.